AUCCAAAAUCAGAAAAUCUGUAUCUUAACCGAGAGAGGAUCCGGAACAAAACGCAAGAAACACUCGAUGCCUGGGUAGUUACUCUCCUGUUACAGCUUAGUGACUCUGCUUCACUUGAAUCAUCUCUCUCUCUCUCUCUGCGGUUCUCAUUCACGAUCACGGACCAGUAUCCUGUAGAAAUGGGUUUUGUCUUGCAUUGUUGAGCUUGGUGGUCUAUAAUUUGACGGUAUUGCUGUUAGAAUCUCUGGUUUGGGAAAAUGUUUGGCCGCUUCUCUCGCAGGCGCAUGAAACUUGGCAGAGUGAAGAAGGUGCAGCUGUCAGACUCUGUUCAGGGAGCUAGAAGUCCCUUAAGACUUUCAAAACGGAUAAGCAAAAGUAAUGUUGAAUGUGCUGAACCUACAAAUGAUCAUUCUGAUGAAAUUGACGGCCAAUGCCCAUCGGUUGAGCCCGAGAUUAGUGACAGUACAUCGGGAAAUUCUGAGAAUUGGAUGGUGUUGUCAAUUUCUGGGGAAAAACCCAUACCUCGCUACAACCAUGCAGCAACUGUUAUUGGAAACAGGAUGAUAGUGGUGGGCGGUGAAUCUGCAAAUGGGAUGUUAGAUGAUGUACAGGUGCUUAAUUUUGACAAGUUUAGUUGGAGCACAGGUUCAUCAAAGCUAUACUUGUCACCAAGCAGUAUGCCAUUGAAGAUCCCAGCAUGCAAGGGCCAUAGUCUGGUCUCUUGGGGGAGGAAGGCACUUCUAAUUGGGGGAAAGACUGUUACUGGGAGCGAAAGGAUUUCAGUGUGGGCAUUUGAUACGGAAACAGAGUGCUGGUCACUUAUGGAAGCAAAGGGAGACAUACCGAUUUCUCGUAGCGGUCACACUGUGGUUAUAGCAAACUCUGUUUUAAUCAUGUUUGGAGGUGAAGAUGCGAAAAAGAGGAAACUAAAUGAUAUGCAUAGGUUUGAUCUGAAGUCUUUGACUUGGCUUCCUCUUCAUUGCAAGGGUACAGGUCCAUCUCCUAGAUCCAAUCAUGUGGCAACCCUUUAUGAUGAUAAAACACUUUUUGUGUUUGGAGGAGCUUCAAAGUCUAGGAUGUUGAACGACUUGUAUUCACUUGAUUUUGAAACGAUGAUAUGGUCAAGAAUGAAGAUAAGAGGCUUCCAUCCUUCACCUAGGGCUGGCUGCUGUGGAGUUUUAUGUGGAACAAGAUGGUAUAUAGCAGGGGGUGGAAGCAAGAAAAAACGACAUGCGGAAACUUUAAUAUUUGACAUCUUAAAAGUUGAGUGGUCUGUAGCUGGAGCUUCGCCCCCAUCAUGCGUCACAGCCAACAAGGGAUUUAGUCUAGUACUUGUGCAGCACAAGGAAAAGGAUUUCCUCGUUGCAUUUGGUGGAUUCAGAAAGGAGGCAUCAAAUCAGGUUGAGGUGAUGGGUAUUGAUAGGAAUAAAUCAUCAAUGGGUGGGCAACCUGCUCCCACUAAAUUUGGGGCACCUGCACUUCUUGAGAAACACUCAUCGACUAGUUUAGCUGCACAACUCAGUAAUGGCUCUUCUCAACGUUCGGCUGAUUCUGUUGCAAGACAAAAUUUAGCCUCUGCAAUCGAACAACAUGGUUCUGGUAGAAAAUCUUUGUCAGACUUCACACUUGUGGAUCAAAAUUCUGCUUCAGGCAAUGUCUCACUGCGCAAGAAAUUUCUCAACGGGGAAGAAAGUAAUGCUGCUGUAAAGAUGGCAAAGAAUUCAGAAGAUGCUUGUUCUAUGUUAUCGGUGAUGGAACAGAGUAGUCGUCAAUCUGAGAUGUCAAUUCAGAUUAAUACUGGAGGAAAGAUUACCGCAGAAGAAAUGUCAUUUGCAUUUGAAUCAGAAAAUCCCAACCCUCAUAAUGUAGGAAUUAAAAACCUUUUGGAUGAUAACAAUGAGCUAAUAUUAUCACAAACUGAAAGUAAACCUGAAGCUGCUCUUUCAAGUGUGCAUCAGCUGUAUGAAGCAAAAAUGGUUGCUAUAAUGAAAAAGAACGGAAUUUUAGAAGCGCAACUAGCAGCUGCUUUGGCAAGUCGAGAAGCUGCAGAGAGAAAUUUGUCCUCUGUUGUUAAGAGUAGACUAGAAAUGGAGAAAAAAUUAGGACACACAGUGAGGGAGAUGGAGUUGGUGAAAGAGAGACUGGCUUGUGUAGAACAAGCUCAAGAAGAAGCCAACGACCUAUCAAGUGUUGUCCAUUCUGAUAAUGUAAGGCUGGAGCACGACGUGGCUUUCCUGAAAGCAGUUUUGGAUGAUACGCAAAAGGAGCUGCAUUCAACUAGGGGGGUCCUUGCAGGGGAGAGGGCAAGAGCAUUCCAACUACAGGCCUGGGCGAUGGAAGACAAAGUUGUUAUAUGUGCUGGCCCAAAGCGGACAAACUGUUAUUAGUGUGAAGGGACGAGCUCUUACACAUCUACAGCCCAGCCAAGUGAUAUAUUGGCAAUUGUCAUUCUAUUCAAAUGGACGAGAUUUAGUGCACAUCUAACGACUACCACAGGAUCAGGGGCCGUUAAAUGCAAUUGUUUGCAUCACACAACAUGCUUGUUUUAAUGUUAUUCAUGCUUUGGGAUUGUGUUUCUAGAUCGAUUUCAUCUCCCGUUGUCAUGCAGGUUGAAGUUUUUCAUCUCAAACAAAGAUUACAAACCAUGGAAAACCGAGCACCUAACCCCAAGAAACCGUUUAAUAUGUAGUAGAGAGUAUGGUUUUGAAUGAUGACAUGCUCCCUGAGUAUCACCAUGGGGCUGUCUUUUGGGUAAAACCACCAAAUUUCCCGGAGCAACUAUUAGUUGGUUAGAAUUGGGCAUCACUUUGCUUUCCUCUCUGGGAAUAUGUUUUGGUGUGUUUAAUAAUAUGUAUAUAUGUAAUAAUUAUGCGUUUGGUUUAUCUGAAGGCAAUACAGCCGCUAAUUUUUGUAUAUUUCCUGUAUGGGCUGUAGAUGGUGCUGGUGAGCUAUGGCAUUGCUUGUAUUCAGCUA
This is a messenger RNA of Tripterygium wilfordii, 2973 nucleotides long. RefSeq names its product acyl-CoA-binding domain-containing protein 6-like. The transcript is spliced from 17 exons. The record is from RefSeq and is a predicted model, not a curated record. Bases 258 to 2387 code for a protein of 709 amino acids. Lineage: Eukaryota; Viridiplantae; Streptophyta; Magnoliopsida; Celastrales; Celastraceae. Gene Ontology annotation, molecular function: protein binding.